Messenger RNA from Leptopilina heterotoma, 6735 nucleotides. RefSeq lists its product as uncharacterized. Gene Ontology annotation, molecular function: protein binding. Bases 662 to 5257 code for a protein of 1531 amino acids. Gene Ontology annotation, cellular component: cytoplasmic vesicle. The record is from RefSeq and is a predicted model, not a curated record. The transcript is spliced from 10 exons. Lineage: Eukaryota; Metazoa; Arthropoda; Insecta; Hymenoptera; Figitidae.
GGCAGUUUUACUUAGGCCUUCCUUCCUGAGGUUCUAUAAGAAACAUCAAAAAUCCUCAACUCGCGCUCGCGAUUAUACAAAUUAAUAUAAUCAUUGAUAAAUAAUUCACUUUUUUGGUGUGUUAUUUUUUUUUUUUUCAAAACGUAGAGAAGAAAAGUUUGUUUUCCCCAAAAAGUCAAUAAACCUGCUGAAUAAGUGAUCAAUUUCACCCCCCCCCCCUCAUCAGUGACUGCGAAUUUCAUCAAAAACAAUAUGUAUAGAAAAAUCAUCAAGUUUCAAUUUUUCAAAUGAAUUUCAAAAAUGUAAUUAGGGUCUUUGUUCAAGUAUACAGCAGUGCGUUUAUGAGUUUAAUUGAGUGACGUCAGCGUGAUCAUCGCCAGUGAUCACAUGAAAUGCAAUAGAAUCUUCACAGUCAUGAGGAGACUGGAUCAUCCAUUUUUCAAACAUUUACCAGUGUUUUAAAGUUCUUAUUUUUCCUCUGCUCGUAUCCGAAAAAAAAACAGAAAAGUGCUUUAUAAAACAUUAAAACGAAAACGUAAAAGAGAAUAGGAGAUUAUAGAAGAUUCUCAAAAAGUAGAACAAGAAAAAAAGAGUGAAAUAAAGUAUAGUUGAAAAUCAACUAUGCUUUAGUGAAGAAACGCUUUUAGUGAAGGAUUUUCAAAUGAUGCUAGUGCUUCUACUUUGCGUCAUCAUGAAGAUAGCAGAGUUCUCUGUGGGGCGAGUUAGUUCCCCUUUACAAACUCAAACACGACCGCCACAGCCAUGUUGCAAUAAACGAAAGCGUCGAGAUCGGCGACAAAGCCGGAAGUCCAAUGACAAAUGCAAAUGCUGUUCUCUAAAACGUGCUGGCAAGGGAACCACGACAAUGGAGGAUCCGCAGACACCAGGCUCCGAUUGUAAUUCCAACCCAGCCACAGAUCCAAUUGCACAGGAUCUUAUCGGUUCUGAAUUUGUUCAGGACAAUUCCGAGUAUCAGUGGUUCAUAGACAGUUACAGAGAUGGAGGACUACAUGUUCACCACAGUGUUCUUUCCUCGCUCUCUGCAUCCUACACUCGUGAUGAUUUGGGUUAUUAUGACGACCUUGCACGGAACUUGGACGCCAAUUUGGCAGAAGUCGACAUGGAGAGCUUUCGUACCGCUGAUAUUCACACUCUCCUCACAGCUCUCCCGGUUAUGUGCACAGAUCCAGUUCAACACUCGGAGUUUAACUACCAAAGGGAACGGUACGCCAGUAUUUCUGGCUCCGUGAUGGAAAAACUUGACAUCGGUUCCUCGAUCAGUCCUCAUACCAGCCAGGGAGAAGAAUCAGCUUGCUCUACAACGGAUACAAUAUCGAUCUGUAAGUCUUCGCUGUUGUUUUCCCCGGUGAAAGAAACACCAGUAUUGCCACCGGGUGGAAGUUAUAGUGUCGACUCGCUGGAUUGCGAGGAUAUGUUGCUCACAUGUCAGACAAAUAACAAAAACAACUACACAAUUGCUUUCGAGGGCAGUAUCACCAUGUACUCGGACGGUUCACAGGACUUCGAUGGUCAUGACAAGCAAAAAGUGUACGAAGCACCAGUGACUUAUAGUGAUAAAACGUUGGAUUUAAAAAAUAUCUUAAAUUUAUCUAUGGCAUGUUCCGAUUCAAAAAUUUACACAACCUGGAGUAAUCUGAAACAUUCGUCCAUCAAUAAAGCCAUGACACGACAUCCAUCUGGAAAUAAUAAUACUAUUCCAAAUUUCUUGCAAGGAACUGGAAACAUUCUUCUGGGCAAUGCUAAGCGGAGCCAGAGUCUGCCGGAUUUAUCCAGGACCCAUGAACUUCAGCAAGCGAAUGUACCCCUAAAUUUCUCCGUGGAUUCUGCAUCGAGCAAUCAUACAGGCGCCCUACAAAGUUCCGGUUCAGUGAUGAGUCGUUCUGUGACGGAGGAGAGUUCCGACAGUGGCGGCAAUGUUUCAUCAGCAAAGAAGCUGCACAACAUGAGUCUGGUGAAAUUAUUUAUGAAGCAAAAGAGCAUGAGCGCCGAGGGAAUGAGUUUAACUCUCGAUCAAUCAGAUUCAGUAAGUGAAAAUGGUUGGCCAACGAGUAACAGUGACAGCGGUACGAAUACACAAAUUCAACGGCAUAACAUUAACAAUUCCGAGCGACAGGAACUCACGGAAAAUGAUUUCACAAUCAACUGGGUGAAAACGGAGAAUUACAGCGGAUCAGAGACUCAAACUGACAAUUUCAGCGACAUUCCAAAGCAAAUAUCCAGCCAAACUUCUGGACGCAAAGAAUCAUCAAACACUUCGAACGUAGAUUUAACCGAAAGCACCACAAAAUCAUCAUCAGCGCUCGACAGUCACUCCGAAGUUGAGCGACGUCCAAAAAAUGCGUGGAGCGAAACCACUCAGGAGAAGCGAUACUCGAGGACAAUGGGAAUUCAAGCAAUCACUCAAGUCGAGGACAAUUCUGUUCAAACUUCCCUCGUCUAUUCAAUUCCCGAGAAGACCAACAAUCAGGAAACGGACAAAAAGUCCGUCUACGUUGUCUAUCCAAACUACACACUACCGGAUCUUUCUUUUCUGAAUAGUUCGAAUGAGAAAUUCGAGAAUGUCGCUCUCAAGCCGCAUAAUUUCAACAAGGAGAAAACUUGGAAGAAGUCGAGUAGACCAUUCUCGUGUAAUGAUAUUGAUGCACUGAAGCAGAAGGGAUUCUCGCACGUCAAAGAUUGGGAGUCACUUACUUUUCUGUUGCCGAAUGAUUACAGGAGAAUUUUACACGACGUACCGGAAGUUCCGAAACAUAUCAAACUUGGCGAGGAUGUGAGAAAGCCGCUUUUCUGCUUGUCACCGCCGAUGAAGUCCAGGCGACGUGUCAUCAGCGAGAUUGUGAAUAAUGUAUCGUCGAGCAGUAGCACAGCCACUCAACCAUCUUCUGGCUAUAGGGGAUCUUCAACUCUUCUCACGGAUUCAUCCACUAAUCAGCAGACUUUCACAAGCGCUGCUAAUCCACUUUAUCUCUAUCGAUACGAUAGCGCGAGUUCGGAAACUAGUCAGGAAAUUACAAACAGGUACGGAAUACAGAAGGGAGUGGCGGGUCCAACCCUUCCGAAGAGAUCGAACUCUUUGCCUCACGGCGAGAAGGAUUCAAGUGAUUGCAUCGGUAAAGUUCCACCUAGACCACCAUUGCCAAGGAGUAUUUUACGCAAGAACAAAGUGACAAAGAGAUGUAGCAUGUUCGAGAUGGGCGAUGUCGAGGAAGUUGAGGACAAGUGCUUGGAGACGAACAAACGUCUGUCAAUGCCCGAACCUUACUAUAUAAAUAACGAUCUUCAUAUUUUGCGAAAUGAGCGAGUAGACGAUUCGGACAAGGACGUGGACGAGAUCGAGGAGAGAUUUCAAAUCGAGAGACUGAAGGAGAUGGUCGAUCGGGUCGACGAUCGAUCGAUGGACAGUAGCGAGGAGGAUGUUAAGCAAUUGGAAGAAUUUUUGAAACGCAGCGGAUUCUCAUCGCAAAGUAGCGACGGUGACGAGGACUCUGAAGUGAAAUUAAGAUCCUACGUUCGUAAAUUCCUCGCAUUGCGAAUGAAUAAAGAUCUGCUGAAAACGAUAGACAUGGGCGAAUCGCAGAAGAAGACUGUGAGUUUUGCCACUGGUCAGAGAAAGUAUUUGGAUGAUUUGUUCACCGAAGGGAAAGAGGCAGACGAGACGGACUCGAGGAAUUUUGAUUUGAAUGAGAAGAAAAAAUUAAUGUGGCCCGUGAAGAAGGCGGUCGAUCUACUUUUGAAAUACUGGCACACGGAGCCGGCGCUAACGACACACACACGGCAAACUUACGGCGAAAACGAUUGUUCACAAAUCUGUUUACAAAAUCUCUGUCCACCGCUCUACGCCAUAAUGUCCGACGAUCUAAAACCACAAUUAAACUCUACAUUCGGACCCAUGGCGAAUAGCGUCUGGCAAGUUGUCGAAGCCUCCUCACAGCAAGGACCCCUCACCAAAACGCUAAACGAGCUCGUCCAGAAGAUCAACAGCGAGGAUCUGAUAACCGAAGGAAUGCUCAAAUUUCACGCUUUUGUUUUUGGUCUACUGAAUCUCCGCGCUUUAGACGCAUGGUUCGCUUAUCUCUGCACUCGGGAAUCAAUUCUCCGCAAGCAUUACAACAACAACAGUUUAUUCGUGCGAGCGCUCUCCUGCGGUCAAUCCAGGGAAGUGAUUGACGCCCUUCUCGACAUUCUCCAACCACUCGCCUUCUGUCCAUUCCAACUCGAUCUCCUCUAUCAGUAUCGUCAACUGCACAACAGUUUCGGCAGGAACACACAUUCCAAGAACAACGUGUUUCGCACUGAGAACCAAGAAAGUCCGCGAAAAGCCCGACCAAAAUCCUGCAUUAAUUAUGGAUUCGAUGAGAAGAGUCGAGAUCAGAAAGCAGAAGCGAAGAAACGUUGGAGUCACUUGCCUCUGAGUUCGAAAUUCCAUUUCGAUAGAAUAGGCUCUGAGGAUUCGGAGGAAUAUACAGACAGUUUGGAGCACUCGCCAUUGAAUAGAGCAUCGGGGAAGGGACAUUCACGAUUGCGAAGUCCAGAGACAAGAGUUGAUGACGAUGAUGAGGGAGCGGCAAUUCCGGCCGAUGUGAAAUUUCGGAAAUUACAGGAAAAAUGGGAAAUGGUGCUGGGUAAGGAGGAGCAGCAAAUUGUGCCACCGCAGUCGUCGCCUAAUCGAACGCCGACGAGUAUUGGAAAAUCGAAAAUUCCACGACUCUUGACGUCGCCAAUUAGAACGUCAAAUUUAACGAGUGGAACAGGGAAGAAUGGCAAAUCGCCAGUGUCGGGAAUUCCUGCAUUAAAGAAGACGCCCAUACAGGUGCCAAAGACUCUACCGAAGAAGCCGGACUCGCGUGACAGGGACGUGACGAAAAGAACGAGUCGCGUUGACCAGGAGAUGGUGAAUAAUGGAAAAACGCAUCUAACGAGGCCGAGUUCUCUGCCUUAUAAGACGUACGGAAUGGUUAAGGAUAAGGCGAUGGUUUCACCUCAUAGAAGAGCGGCAUCCACGUCUUUACCGAGACCAACGUCUGCUGUUAUCACCAGAAACACUCCAGUUAAACAGACGCCAAAAUUGGUGCGAACUUUGACUCAUAGAUAUUCAUCGGACGAUGGACACCUUGCAUUCAGCGAAGGCGAAAAAUUAAAAGUCAUUUUGGAAGUUGACAAUAAAUGGUUAUUAUGUGCACGCGGAGAGCGAAAGGGUCUAGUACCGAGGACGUGUGUCCAUGCAAUACAAACCUAACCCAUGGCUUGAUAUCGCCUUUCGACGAUCAAUCAACAAAAAUUCGAUUACUAAAAGAAAAAGUAAAUUUUCUCUCAAAAACCAAAAAAAAAGAAGGGAAAUUUCAAUCCAUUUCCUAGAAUUCAAAAUUAAUCCAGUUUUCUCCACUAAUAACUCCCUUGAUUUUGAAUUCUAGGAAAUUUCGACGCUUUUUAAAUAUAAAAAAAUCAUCUUUUAUUUUGUUAAUUUUUCAAUUUUAAAUGUUUUAAUUGAAAAAAAUGUGUGAAAAAGAAGAUAACACAUGCAAAGAGGAAGAGUAUGCAUGUAUAGUGUAUGAAAGAGAAUCAAGUAUAUUUUUGUUGUUGUUUUUUUUAAUUUAAAAAUAAGAUAGUCAACUUAGUUACCUUCUAAUGUUUAAAAAAGAUUUUCAAAAGAGAUUGAACGCUUCGUUUAUAUAUUGAAAAAAAACUGCAGUAGUAUUAUUAUUGAUUAUUAAUAAUUAAUAAGAGGAAAAUAGAGAUACUGCUAGUCAUAGGCUCUCGAACCAGAAAUGUAUUUAAUAAGUUUGAACAUACAUUAUUUAUAAUCCUCAGAGUUGUACAUAAAAAAAAAUUCUAUACAGUAUAAUUGUAGCGACGCUGGUUUAAAAAAAAUGAUUGCGAUUAUAUAAAGGGUGGAAAAAGAAGAUGAAGAAGAAGAUAAAAAAAAAUUUGACGUCGAGUAAAAAUCAUUAUAAUACAGAUAUCAUAUAAAUAACAGAUAUAAAUGUAACUGUGAUCAUAGCAAAUAGGUUCGUAAGUUUAUUAAGAAUAUUAAUGCGGAUGUGCGAGAGGAAAAAGAAUUUUUGUUACAAAGAUUUAUCAAAUGUUUUUUAAAACGAGAAAGGCAAUUUCUAUACUAUUAUUGCUUUUUUUUUGCGCACAGAGUAUCGGGAGAUUAUUUUCUAUUCUGAUGUAUAUUUCGCUUUACGUCGACUUAAUUUUAAAAAGAAAAAAUUUUUUUGUAAAUUUUAUUUUUUCAUUUUUUUCAAAUAGAAAAUUUUUAUUUUUAACUCUUUUUUUCUAUUUUUUUUUCUUUUGAUGUAAAUUAUUAGUCGAUGAAGGAAAAAGCAAUUUUUGUGAUGUUAUCAAACAAGUGAAUUAUUAAUUUUGAUUUUUUAAAAAAUUAUUUUAAAAACGCUUUUUUAAAUGUUCUAUUCAAUGUCGAACAAUUUUUUUAUCUGUUUAAAAGAAGGCAAUUUAACAAUAAAUAACAUUAAUCGAAUAUACAUACAUUUAAAAUUACCAAAAGAAAAAAAACAAAUGUUAUGAUCAUUAGAGGAAUUUUCUGUUGCUUAACAUGUUGAUCUGCGUAUAUCGGAGAAAUAUAUAUAAUUCAUAUAUAUUUCACACUUAAAAAAAAUAUCGCUGGAUACACAUCUGCCUUGGAUGACAUUUAUUAAUGCGUAAAUAAUAAAUAAUAUAAUGUAUAUGUUUACACAAAUAAAACGUCAAUACCUA